CGACGCAAAUCGGUUUCGAGGAUCUGAACGAGUGCCCGCACCUCUGCACGCUGUCCUACGAUUACCUGAAGAAGACCGAGGGCUACGAGCAGAACCUGCUGGCCUUCUUCCACAACAGGAUGAACCCGGACGCCCUGCUCGUGCAGCUCAUCGAGGAGCUCGACAAAUGCAUCCUCGGCUACUUCUCCUUCCACUGGAAAUUCGCAACCCACAUAAUAACGCAGGUUCUCACCCACGAGCACCCUCGAAGAAAACUCAGAAGAAUGGUAAUGGAGGCUACUAGGAAGAUGAGGUUCGAGAGGGUGACGCGGGAGCUGAAGGUGACCCGGCUGUUCACCACGCUGGUGGAGGAGCUCAGGGCCAUCGGGAUAAUCUGCCACCACCACGACAAGCAGCCGGGCACGGACGUCAUGGUCCCCGCCGCGCACAGCGACCGCAGCCCCGUCCUGCUCUUCAUGGGCGGCGGCAUGGGCGCCGGCAAGAGCACCGUGCUCAAGCAGAUCAUGAAGGAGGUGUUCUGGACUGACGCCAGGGCGAACGCCGUGGUCGUGGAGGCCGACGCGUUCAAGGAGUCGGACGUGAUCUACCAGGCCAUCAGCUCGCGAGGCCACCACAACGACAUGCUGCAGACCGCCGAGCUGGUGCACCAGUCGUCGACGGACGCGGCGGCGUCGCUGCUGGUGACGGCCCUGAACGAGGGGCGAGACGUGAUCAUGGACGGCACCAUGUCGUGGGAGCCGUUCGUGCUGCAGACCAUCGCCAUGGCGCGGUCCGUGCACCGGCAGCGCUACCGCAUGGGCGUCGGCUACAAGGUCGCCGCCGACGGGACGACCACCGAGAAGUACUGGGAGCCCGUCGUCGACGAGGAGGACGAGGGGCAUCACGGGGUGCCCAGGGCGAGGAAGCCGUACCGCAUCGAGAUGGUCGGCAUCAUCUGCGACGCCUACCUCGCCGUCGUCAGGGGCAUCCGGCGGGCCAUCAUCUCCGGGAGGGCCGUGCGGGUGAACUCGCAGCUCAAGUCCCACAAGCGCUUCGCCGGCGCGUUCCGCAAGUACUGCGACCUCGUCGACAACGCCAGGCUCUACAGCACCAACACCAUCGCCGGCGCAAAGCUGAUCGGGUGGAAGGACAAGGACAGCCGGCUGCUGGUGGACGUGGAGGAGAUCGGGCUGCUGGACCGGGUGAGCCGGAUCAACGAGGAUGCCAACUGCGUGCACGAGCUGUACCCGGACGGGCACCCGACGGGCGGCGCGGGGUCGGUGUGGGAGGACCUGGUGGCGUCGCCGGUGAGGGCGUCCAUACAGCGGGAGCUCAAGGGGGCCAUCUACGACAGCGAGGCCUGCUUCCCGUCCCCGUAG
This is a messenger RNA of Panicum hallii, 1358 nucleotides long. RefSeq lists its product as uncharacterized. Lineage: Eukaryota; Viridiplantae; Streptophyta; Magnoliopsida; Poales; Poaceae. The record is from RefSeq and is a predicted model, not a curated record. Gene Ontology annotation, molecular function: ATP binding; kinase activity. Bases 120 to 1358 code for a protein of 412 amino acids. The transcript has 6 exons.